Molecule: messenger RNA, 4167 nt
Organism: Anopheles moucheti
Lineage: Eukaryota; Metazoa; Arthropoda; Insecta; Diptera; Culicidae
Gene: mthl1
Product: probable G-protein coupled receptor Mth-like 1
Exons: 7
Coding region: 723-2558 (611 amino acids)
Biological process (GO): G protein-coupled receptor signaling pathway; cell surface receptor signaling pathway
Cellular component (GO): membrane
Molecular function (GO): G protein-coupled receptor activity
Source: RefSeq, a predicted model, not a curated record
UCCUUUUGAGCAACCGCCAUACGCAGUGGCAUCGUUUGGUUAGUUUUCCUGGUGCCUAAGUACAUCGCCUACAUAUUUGCCAGACGCAAAACGCGCCUUACUGUAUGACUCACACCCACUGGGUGGUGUGGGGGGAAUGUCGCGAAUUCUCAACCUGGGAAAACCGAGCGAAAAGUGUAGCAUAAGAGGAAUUUAGUAGCGAGUCGACAGACGAGUAAGUCGAUCACGCACACACAACGCGCGGCGCAAAAAAUCCCAAGAGAGAAAACAUCAUCAUCGGUGCAUAGAAGUGCCUGAAGGAAAUCGUCCGGCACCUGAAGACGAGACGAGCUGUGUGUGGCUUAUGAUGCUGAUCUGCUAUAGCGUGUCAUGUUCGUGUGCGUUAGUGUUGCUGUGAUACCCGUCCGGUUUUUUUCCCCUUCGAUCUGUGUCACGUGAGUAGAAUGUGAAGUGAAAAGCCUCGCAGUCAGUGUGUGCGCUCAGAAAAAAAGGAAAUCUUGCAAAAAAAGAGAUAACAAGAAAAGCGAAGAUCACCAACUCCCUGCUUCGAAGGGGUGGUAGGAGAGAGUGCAGUGUUGGUUUUUGUGAUAUUGUGUGAUUCUUUGCGUAGAAGUGUGGCAGGAAGAGAAAAGUCGCGAAACGUAAGCGAAAGAAGUGAAGUGCGCUGAAACUGGGCCCCGUUGGCUCCCUUGGUGGAGAAGAAAAACAAGCAUUGACCAAAAAUGUGCAGCCUACUUUCGUUGGUGUUGUUCGGGUUGGUCCUGCUGGCUGUACCCGGACUUGCCGGCACACGGCCACAGGAGGUCCGUAUCAACAAAUGUUGCCGGUUGGGCGAGUUUUACAACGUGACCGAGCGGCAGUGUGUGGCGGGCGGUAUCGCCAAAUGGGUACCGCGCAUCUUCCUACCGGCGAAGGGUCAGCUGUACAAGGACCUCGGAUCGGCACCUCCGUUCAUGAAGUUUACGGAGCAACAGCAACCGGAAACCUGUCCCCGGCCGACCGUGUACGAAGUCGAUUUGGUUACGCUGAUGGGCAAUGGAUCGCUGUUUCUGAACCAGAAGCAUGUGCUGGUCCCCGUGCCGGACUACUGCAUCGAUGAGAAGGUCGCGCUGGUAUGUCCGGAACGGCCGACGGAUUUGUUCGGAGCGGGAACUGAUGGCGGCAAAGGUGGUCAGAUGGAUUCCCUACAGGCGCCGGAAAAGACGAGCGUUGUACUGAGAUGCUGUGGUUCAAACUUCGCCUACGAUAGCGGUAACCGAACGUGCUCCAAACUACCCCGGGGUCACGAGCUGUUUGACUCUCGGAUCGUAAACUCACCGUACGUGGAGCUGAGCUACGGUUUUCCGGCCUGCAAGAAGCAUGCGAUUGCUGGGGCGUUUGAAGAAUCGCGACUCCAGGAACAAACCGGCUCGGUAACGACCGAUUCUGGGAAGAUUUUCGCUUCCGGAGAGUUCUGUCUCGAGCAUGUCCGGGAGGACGAUCGUACGGUGUACGUGUUUACCUGUUCCGAGCACUUCCAGCCGGCCUCGGUACCCAUCGCUAACCAGGACGGCCGUCUGGUGCUGUACUCUGCCGGUCUGCUCAUCUCGACCAUCUUUCUGGCUGCCACGCUGGCCACCGGUCUGCUGGUACCGUCGCAACAUCACGUGCUUCAUUGGCGCUGCCAAACGCACUACGUUGCCUGUCUGCUGGUGGGCGAUCUGCUGCUUGCCAUCACUCAACUAUCCGGCAACUCCAUCACCGGUCCGGCCUGCACGAUAAUAGCAAUCAUGAUGCAUUUCUUCUUCCUGGCUGCAUUCUUCUGGCUCAACACAAUGUGCUUCAAUAUCUGGUGGACUUUCCGUGAUCUACGGCCGACAUCGCUGGAGAAAAGCCAGGAAAUCUGCCGGCUUCGGAUCUACGAGGUGUACGCGUGGGGUGUCCCGCUGAUUAUUGCGGGUAUUGCGGCCAUCCUGGACAAUCUGCCGGACAGCAGUGAUACCUACUUGAGGCCACGUUUUGGUGAAGCAAAAUGCUGGUUCUACGGUAAUAUGGAGAUGCUGAUCUACUUCUUCGGACCGAUCGGCAUACUGCUCUUCAUCAAUCUGCUACUGUUCGCCUCGACCGCACGUCAGCUAACCUGUGGCCUAUGGAAGCGGGACGAUGUCAAAUCAACGACGGAACGCCGCGGUUUGGUUUCUUCUCCCUCUUACAGUGCUGCGCUGGGGCGCGUCUGUCUCAAGCUGGUCGUCGUGAUGGGUGUCACCUGGGUGGCGGACGUCAUCUCCUGGGCCGUCGGUGGACCGAACUACAUCUGGAUCGUGACCGAUCUGAUCAACGCACUGCAGGGCGUAUUCAUCUUCAUCGUCGUCGGCUGUCAACCGCAGGUCUGGGCUGCCAUGAAGCGUCUGUGGAACUCGAAAACUGGACGAUCCUUCACGAACACUACGCACGGUCCGCAGCACUCCAGCUCGUCGCACGGAUUGCCAUCGAUGGGCGAAUCGAUCACGAACAACACCUGCACGAACAACACGACGACGACCACCUCGAACCGCGUGCCAAUGGAAACGGUCUGUUGAACCGAAAUGGCCGAAAGGUGAGCCAAAACUUCACAUUCAGCAAGGGAAGGAAUAAUGUCGUGGCCCAAUGCGGAAGAUGAUACUAGCCAACUCUAGGGCCAACUCCCUAAAUUUCCCUCCCCAACACGAACGACGAAGAUGCCAACGUAUCGAAUCGGGAAACGACGAUGGCCAUGCAACCGUGAGCGACGCGCAUUCAUGGAUGGUCGGAAAAAGUGCUUUUUUAUCAUCGUUGGCUUAAGCAAACUAUCAUCAUCAUCAUCAUCAUCAAAAAUCGUGUGAUCGAUCGUCAACCGUCGCGACACUUUUUCCUGCCGAAUUGUCUGUGAGGUACAAAACACCAUUUUUGGUUACGACUGGAUGAGAGAGUAUUCGUAGUGCAUACUGCAUAGUGGUAGAGUGAAGGAAGUAGUAACGAUGGGAGGCAACAGUACGACGAAAGCGGUAUGUUGCCUUUAUAUCUCGAUAAAACGAUAGCAUAGGAAACAAUCAAACCCGAUCAACUGAUGUUGUCUCCGCGCUACUUUCCUUCAGCUUCUUCUGGCGCUAUUAGUUGUAGAGAGUAUACACACACAAACCUCCUUCUUCGCAAAACGUAUACACUAACGGAUAAUAAUUAAUAUUUAAUAAUAAAUUAAACUUCUCAUUCACAAUUACCGUUCAUGAAAAUCUUGCUUAGCAUGAUGAGGCACACCAGACUGGGUAUUCGUUAGCGGACGUUGUGGGGCGUUUUUUUUCUCAAAAUUAUGAGAAAUGGAAUGAACUGUUUUGCGAUGUUCUGCAUUCUUGGUCACUCGAACGCUAACUGGCGACCCUGGAUGGUGGAGACCUCACACACCAGGCAAUAUCCAUUCUUAGCCUAGGGAAACGCUAACACUUGAUAGAGAGAUAGUAGAAUGUUCAUGUUUUCUUCAUGAGGAAAAGCAGCAACACAUAAGCACAAUGAUGCCUAACCUGAUUGGUCGACAUUUUCGUAAUAAGUAGAAUAGCAUUUGCCAAAAUUAGAACAAAAUCCCAAAAAAUUCAAGAUCAAGCGCACUCGUUUGAAUAGCGUAAUGUAUAUUUUAUGUUAAAAAUAUUUUUACCAGUGGUGCAGCUCGUUGAUGUAUCAGCGCUCUUCUGCAUUGUGGACAGGGCGAGUAUCUUCGAGCUGUCAACCACAAUGACGAACACCGAAGUAUGGAAGUAUUUUAAGUUUAAUUAUUAUUGUUGCAUUAAACAAACACUGCCUGCUCGCUGGGAACUUCUUGUCUGUUCCUUUUAUUUGCCAACAAAUGGAAACAACAAUUCCAGGAAGGUAAUGGGAGAAGAUAGAACAGAUUCGUAGAAGAUUGUUUAGAGCUUUACUUACGUUGUAAGAUAUGUUCUGUUUCCGUUACAGCUUUCGUAACAAAAAAAAAGCAAAACUCCAACCGUGUGUAAUGCGUUUUUUGUUUCGCUUAUAGAGUAUUAAUUACUUAACACACUUACCCCUUUGCGCACGAUUGUAUUUAUGUAAAUAGUGUAUAAAAACUUUGUUCGUAUGAUUUUAGCUUUACACGAUCUGUUUCUGCUUAUGGGAUUAAAAAAAAAGGCAAGAUAACGGGCUUGCUGGUAGAGGAAAAUCUGA